This is a messenger RNA of Hippocampus comes (tiger tail seahorse), 1730 nucleotides long. It is a transcript of the gene srm, whose product is annotated as spermidine synthase. The transcript has 8 exons. Gene Ontology annotation, cellular component: cytosol. The record is from RefSeq and is a predicted model, not a curated record. Gene Ontology annotation, biological process: spermidine biosynthetic process. NCBI's taxonomy places the organism in Eukaryota, Metazoa, Chordata, Actinopteri, Syngnathiformes, Syngnathidae. Bases 105 to 974 code for a protein of 289 amino acids. Gene Ontology annotation, molecular function: spermidine synthase activity.
AGCAGCAAGUAUGGCUGUCAGUCAUAUCAAAAGUGUCAAAACGUUGUCGCGUGUCACGUUGGCUCGUUCAUAAACACGUUUACCUGAGCGCGCGGGGCACCGGCAUGGACAAUAUCACGGACGGCUGGUUUAAGGAGACGUGCACGUUAUGGCCCGGUCAAGCCACUAGUCUCCAAGUAGACGAGGUCCUCUAUCACAAGAAGUCCAAAUUUCAAGACGUGUUGGUGUUCAAGAGUAAAACGUACGGCAACGUCUUGGUAUUGGAUGGAGUGAUCCAGUGCACGGAGAGGGAUGAGUUUGCAUAUCAGGAAAUGAUUGCCAACCUUCCCCUGUACAGCCACCCCUGCCCCAAAAAGGUUCUCAUUAUUGGCGGUGGUGAUGGUGGCGUGCUGAGGGAAGUGGUGAAGAAUCCACAGGUAGAGUCGGUGGUUCUCUGUGAGAUUGAUGAGGACGUCAUUGAUGUCUCAAAGAAGUUCCUCCCAGGCAUGGCCAAAGGUUUCUUCAGUCCAAAGCUCACCCUCCACGUUGGAGACGGCUUUGAGUUUAUGAAGCAAAACCAAAAUGCCUUUGACGUCAUCAUUACCGACUCAUCGGACCCUGUCGGCCCCGCUGAGAGUUUAUUCAAGGAGAGUUACUAUCAGCUGAUGAAGACGGCAUUGACAAAAGGCGGAAUUCUCUGCUCCCAGGGAGAGUGUCAAUGGCUGCAUUUGGACCUGAUCAAGGAAAUGCAAACCUUCUGCAAAACCUUAUUCCCAGUGGUGGAUUACGCCUACGGCACCAUCCCAACUUAUCCCAGUGGCCAAAUUGGAUUCAUGCUUUGCAGUAAGAACCCUGAAACACAUUUCCAAAAGCCGGUGAAAGAACUGUCAAAAGGAGAACUGGAAAGCAUGAACCUGAAAUAUUAUAACACGGAGAUUCACAAAGCGGCAUUCGUCCUUCCUGAGUUUGCAAGAAAGGUCCUCAAAGAAGCUUGAUUGGCCACAGCAGAGCAGCGUGUGUGUCCUCCACCUGCUCCUCGGUCCACAGAUGGACAAAUACAGCUCCUCGUCCUCCUCCUGCUCAGCACCCUUCAGCUCCCCCCCUCGAAAGUGUAGCCUCCUCGAGAUUUCAAGAUGUGUGUGGGGCGAGGGGGCCGUUGCCUCCCGUUUCUUUCCAACCUUCCAAGUCCUAAGCAACACCAGUGUUUAUUUCCUCAUGCGUUUCGUUAUUCACGUUCAUUCCGAGCUUGUCUCAUGAGCAACCGAUGAUGACGCCAUCCAACCCUGACCUCACGCUUAUGGACCGUACUGUUCAAAUGGCAUCAUAUGAUUGCAUGUAACUGCAAUGUAUCGCCGCACUUUUCAGCGGAAACGUGCUUUGCUCCUCGCGGCGUCGCCGCGUGCCGUCUGCAUAUUGUUGAGAACACAAACACUUCCUCGUGAAUUCGGAAAGGAGCGCUCCUUGAGCGGGUGCUUUGUUGAAUCUGGUUCUGUACGUUUUAACGAUCAGGUAGAAAACGCUCCCUUUAAAAAGCCAACAACUGCUUGAUGCUCUGCUUUGUUAUGAAUGAUACGUUUCAUAUUUAGAACGGAAGCUGCAACAUUUGUUGAAAAGUGAUUAUGCAAUUACUGGGGGUUUGGCUAAAGGUGAGAAGCUUGUGCAGUACUGUGGGAUGCCGUUAUAUAACAGUGUGGUUGUUAGCUAACAUCGGAAAACAGUUGCUGUGAAUCUUUAAGGAAAAAACACAUUUU